Amborella trichopoda is the source of this 788-nucleotide messenger RNA. Its product is annotated as myb family transcription factor PHL5. Gene Ontology annotation, biological process: regulation of DNA-templated transcription; abaxial cell fate specification. NCBI's taxonomy places the organism in Eukaryota, Viridiplantae, Streptophyta, Magnoliopsida, Amborellales, Amborellaceae. The record is from RefSeq and is a predicted model, not a curated record. Gene Ontology annotation, molecular function: transcription cis-regulatory region binding.
GUAGCAAUGUUCAUGGUGGGGUGUAUGCGUCUCUAGAGUAUAGAGAGAGAGAGAGUUUUUAGAGAGAGAAUUUUUAGAGAGACAGAGAAUGGAGGAGUUUAUGAUGGGGAGGAAGAUCUGUGGGCGUCGUUACAAUCGAUCGAGGCAUCCUCGCCUUCGAUGGACCCCUGAUCUCCACCUCCGCUUUGUUGCGGCCGUCGAACGCCUAGGCGGAGAAUACAAAGCGACGCCGAAGCUUGUUCUUGAGCUGAUGGAGGUUAAAGGUCUCACCCUCGCUCACGUUAAGAGCCAUCUUCAGAUGUAUCGAAGCAUGAAGAAUGAAGAGGGUGGUGAGGAUCAUUUCCUGAAGAGACCAGGGGAGGUGAUAGAUAGUAGCUCUCUAUGUGGCAUUCGUAAACGUAUGAUUUCACCCACAGUUGAUCAUCACCAACAUGUUCACCAUCAAGGUGCAUUUAAAUUUGAAUUAGGGUUUCCAGUCCAAUGGAACAGUUAUGAAGAGAGUUGUGCACCUUUGAAAGAGUUAGGCCUCUUGGAUUCCUUGAAGAAGAAGUCUAAGACAAGUAUGGAAGAUGAGGAGGCUUACAAGGGAGGAGUGGAUGUGUCCUUGACUCUAGGAAGGACUCUUUUAUCAUUGUAGAAUCUGUAGUCCAUUCUCUUAUAUUCUGGAAUUCCUUUUCCCCUGCACUUUCUUGCAUCUUUUCCAUAGGGUAAGAGGCUAUAAAUUGUAAACUUUGUUUAUCCACUACUAAAGGAAGUUUAGAUUUGCUUGCAUAUUUCAUUUGGGUAGA